Molecule: messenger RNA, 939 nt
Organism: Cladophialophora psammophila CBS 110553
Lineage: Eukaryota; Fungi; Ascomycota; Eurotiomycetes; Chaetothyriales; Herpotrichiellaceae
Exons: 1
Coding region: 1-939 (312 amino acids)
Source: RefSeq, a predicted model, not a curated record
AUGGACGCCCAUGCCCAUCUACUCUCCCUUGGCUGGGCAGGACCCGGCCACUCUCUCGACUCAAGACCAUAUAAACAAAAAGGACACCGAGGACUCGCUUACGACCCUGCCAAAGUCGGCAAUAACGGCGUCGGCCUUGUCAAGCCUCUCUUAAUCUCACAAAGAAAAGGGCGGUUUGGCAUUGGGAAGAAGGCGCAUGAACCACAGGCCGGAAAUCAGUGGUGGCUGAAAGGGUUUGAAAGUGCGCUGGGGAAUAUCGGCAAGAGCGAGAGUGAGAGAAGUAGUGGCACAGCUACGCCAGUUGCACAUGACUAUGUGGCUGGAAAACACGGGGGACUUUACAGCUUCUUCGUCAAGGGACAAGAGAUGGAAGGGACAAUUGGCAGGGUCGACGAUACAAACCGAUCUUCGAAAAAGAGGAAGAGCGAUGCAAUUGAUGAGGGAGAAGACGAUACCACAGGAUCCACCAUAUCUAAGAAGCGAGAAGCCGCGGCAGAAUUUGAAGAGGUUGGAGCAUAUUUUGCGCUGCGUGACAAAGACGAGAAGCGUCGUCAGCGCAGCCAAAAACAAAAUCCUGUGGCGGAGUUCGAGCAAGUGGGCGAGUAUCUUCAGGCAAGGUUGGAGAAAAGGAGCAUGAAGAAGCGAAAAUCACAAGUUGGGCCUGAAGCCACUGAACUCGACAUGCCGGUCGAAAUGGGUAACGGGGAAGAGGCAACGCCGAAUCCAGUAGAAACGAAAGAAGAAAGACGUGAGCGGCGCCGGCGGCGGAAAGAGAAGAAGGAGCAGCAGAGGAAUGCAUUGGCAGAUCGGGGGAACCGGCGGCAGCCUGACUUGCCGAACGACGGUGUUGUAGAGGAUACUUGCGCCAAAGCUGACCGAAGAGAGGGCAAGCGAAGGAAAUGUGGAAAGACCGCUACUAAGACUGCGAAGGAGGGCUGA